AAUGGCGGCUUCCAUGGAUGACGAUGGAUUGCAAGCUGAUGAUCUCUAUGUUCUACUAAAUGUGGAUAGAAAGGCCACAAACCAAGAGAUCAACAAAGCCUUUCGACGGAUGAGUAGAAUAUUUCAUCCAGACAAACACUUGGAUGCAGUAAAGAAAAAACAAGCAGAGGUUUUCUUCAACAAAAUCAAAAAUGCCUAUGAAAUACUUAGUAAUCCCAAUAAGAGAGAAAUUUAUAACCGCUACGGAAUGAAAGGACUGGAGGUAGAGGGACUGGAGAUUAUCACAAGGACAAAGUCCCCUGCAGAAAUCAUAGCAGAAUUAGAUAGAUUGAAGUAUGAACAGGAACAACGCAAGUUACAGAGAACCAGUCCAGCGGGAGAGGUAGAAGUUGGAAUUAAUGCCACCAAUCUAUUUGAGGGUUAUGUCAUUGACCCAGAUUAUGAAGACAGGCUUGGUUACGUAGAGAUUUCCGAGUUCCACAUCUCCCAGUCUGUAGAUUAUCCAAUAACUACAAAGGACACGGCCAUUGUCUCUGGGUCAGUCUCCUCGAGGAACGGAAAUGGAUCUGGAAAUUUGUUAGUGGGAUACCGUCGACAGACCUCAGACAAAGGCUGGCUACAGGGACAGGUUACAUUUGGUCGAUCAGUGCCAAUGGAACUGCAUGCCUACAGACAGCUAACCAGGAGAUGUUACUGUAAAGGUGCUAUUGGCCUUGGUUUGCACAACAAUUCCAUGCAGUUAGGCCUGUCCUUCAUAUUAUCCUGUCAGUUAGACCGCCACAUUCAGGGAGAAAUGGCUCUGAGCAUUGUCAAUACAUCCAGAUCUAAUUUGAGCACCACUUUACGGAUUGAUAAGGAGCCACACAGAGCUUCAUUUACAGUACAAGUUGGUGCUUCCAAUUUUGCCAGAGCCAUAUAUGUCAGGGACUUUCAGGAUUAUGACUGCAAGAUGAGAUUAUCAUUGACAGGUGGGACCGUAGGAUGGUAUUUCGCUUAUGGUGUGCAAAAGAAAAUUACAGAAUUCAGCACAAUACACGCCAAGAUGAUAAUUGGAAAUAAUGGUGGGGUCCGACUACAAUUAAGGCUACAUCGAGGACGACAAUCAUACACUUUCCCAAUUCUACUGUCAGAGCAGGUGCUACCUACAUCUAUAUUCUAUGGAACAUUUAUCCCUACCUUAGCUUAUUUUGCUGUGAAGAAGUUAAUUAUCGAUCCCUUUAUCAAACAGAAAGAAUCUGAAGAACUUAAAAGGAAACAAGAAGAACAGUCUGAGGAAUUAUUACAGAAAAAGAAAGAUGCAGAAAUAGCUGUGGAGCUGAUGGAACAGACAGUAGCGAGAAGUUUGGAGUACGAGACUCGUAGGAAUGGGUUGAUAAUUCUAAAGGCCCUGUAUGGUCAACUUACAACAGAGGAUGGAGAAUUAGCAGAAUCCAAUUGUUUAGAUGUUAAAGUCCCACUACAAGCACUUGUUGUAGAAUCACAGCUUAUCAUUUUAGAUUCCAGUACUAAGAGUGAACUUCCGGGUUUCUAUGACCCCUGUCCUGACCAGGAGAAGAGUUUGUACAUCCGCUAUAACUUCAGGAACCGACCUCAUCAGGUGACCGUUACAGACAAAGAACCCAUCAGACUGCCACUACAAAGGCAUGUGAUGCUGGAUGAAACAGAGGAAUCAUUUGUUCAUCUAUGACACGGGCUGGGAUAUAGAAUAAAAUCUUUAUCAGUGGACAGUUUAUGUGUGUUCAUCUAGGGCUUUAUAGACAUAGUCUAAACAAUGUUUCUCUUUGGCACUGCUAUCAAUAAAAUUAAGGUCAUGUCAAGCAUUGUCUGUGGGAGCCUUUGUUUUUGUCACAGUUUCAGAAAUGUCAUUUGUGGAAUGGACGUUCGAGAUAAAUUGAAACAAACAUCUAAAUGUGAGGAGUUGAUUACUAUCAUUAUUUGAUUAUUUAAUAAACAAUCAUACAAAUUCAAUGCAUAAAGUAAGACUUCACAAUGGUAUAUCAAUAUCAUAAUUGAUUAGCAAUUCUACAAUGUUAAGGGCACUGAACAUUUAUUUUCAAGUCAGUUUUAAAAACCUGCUCAUAAUAGGACAAAGAAUACAGUUAGUAGAGCAUUUAUGUUCCUAUAUAUAACUGUAAGCAUUUAAGACAAGCAUUUAGUUUAUGGUAAGUACUAAUAAGUACUGUGAUGUUCCAAGUAUUAAUUACAAUGUGUGCAUUUGAGUAUGUUCUGUU
Molecule: messenger RNA, 2231 nt
Organism: Saccostrea cuccullata (small rock oyster)
Lineage: Eukaryota; Metazoa; Mollusca; Bivalvia; Ostreida; Ostreidae
Product: dnaJ homolog subfamily C member 11-like
Exons: 17
Coding region: 2-1687 (561 amino acids)
Biological process (GO): cristae formation
Source: RefSeq, a predicted model, not a curated record